Molecule: messenger RNA, 819 nt
Organism: Bathycoccus prasinos
Lineage: Eukaryota; Viridiplantae; Chlorophyta; Mamiellophyceae; Mamiellales; Bathycoccaceae
Exons: 2
Coding region: 1-819 (272 amino acids)
Source: RefSeq, a predicted model, not a curated record
AUGAAGCUUUCGUUCGCUCGCAAAGAGGACGAGGCGCUUUUAUUCACCGCAUCGUCUUCUUCGUCGUCUUUCCCUAAAGAUGGUGGUGGUAAUAUUCUCGCGAUUGGCCUGUGCGACGUCGCCGGCGCCGGCGUUCGCGCGUUGAAAUCUCUGACCACCAGCAGGGAAAGCGGCGGCAAACAACUCAAACGGAGAGAUUUCGAGUUGAAGUUUACCGACGAGAACGGGGGAGAUUUGGUUGGAAAGAUGAUUGGAAAUAAGAACGGCGAGAAAGAGACGGACAAGGAAGAGGAGGAGGAGGAAGAAGAAGACGAUAUCAGCGCGUUGGAACGAGCGAUUUUCGUGAAGACGAGCGACGAUGGCGAAGCGUUGGAAGAUGCUCCAGCUGUGAGUUUGGUACAGUUUACGGACGACGCUGAGGAGAAUAACGCGGUCGUGCUUUCGUGCUUGGCGAUUAACAUGAUGGUACCGGAACGAGACGAAGCGAGCGCGUGUCACGCAGUGGUGAGGUUUGUGAGAGAGCAUUUAGAAAAUUGCGCUCGGAAGAUUGUUUUUUGCGCGGCGAUGAAGCUCGAGCGAGGGGUGACGCGAGGCGACGCGGAGAAAGAUGUCUAUUGUUUCGGUGAGAGCGAGACUGUUGAGAACGAGAAAUUAACGCGAUUGGAUGAAAAGGCGACCAGAGUUCGCGAUGGUUUGUUGAAAGGUCUCAUCUCUGGCUCUCGAUGUGCGUUUGGGAGUGAAAACGUGUCGGGUAUCGUCGUGCCCGGGUUCGCGGUGCCGAGAGUGGGCGGGAGCGAGAUGGAGAUGGAGAACGUUUAA